AUGACUUCCGCAACAGAAGCGAAACAGGGCUACUCGGAAGACCACCUCCCACAAUUCACGCCCAUGCCAUGGUCCUUGAGCGAGAUUCGCGCAGCUAUUCCUGCACACCUCCACGUGCGAAAUACGCGGACGGGUUUGUUGUACUUGGGUCGCGACCUAGCUAUGGCAGCACUCGCAUGGAGAAUCGCCGUCUACAUCGAUCCCACCUUCCGCAGCACCUACAUAACACACCACCUUACUCAUCGCGGAGCUGAGACUAUGCGAUGGUGCGCGUGGCUUGCGUAUUGGUGGUUCCAGGGACUGAUCUUUACCGGGAUCUGGGUUAUCGGCCACGAAUGUGGUCAUGGCGCGUUCUCUGCCAACAAGCGCGUGUGCGACAUAGUCGGAUAUAUAACACACACGCUCCUCUGGACGCCAUACUUCAGCUGGCAGAUUUCGCACCACCGUCAUCACAGCAACCAUGCGUCCAUGGAACGUGACGAGGUGUACAUCCCCAAGACCCGCAGCGAUCUCGGCAUCCCGAAGGAGGGAGAAGUCGAGUUCGACUACGAAGACUAUUUCGGGGACACGCCUGUUUACACGCUAUUCAUGCUGAUUCGCCAGCAGCUUCUCGCGUUCCCCGCGUACCUGCUCUUCAACGUGUCUGGCCGAAAGGAUUACCCAAAAGGGACGAACCACUUUGAUCCAAAAUCCGUACUGUUUACUGAGAGGCAGCGCAAUGCCGUGAUACUUUCAAAUAUUGGUAUUGCAUCCAUGGCCUGGGUCCUCGCGGUGGUUAGCAGGAUCUGGGGUGCCUCGGAAGUCAUUAAGUACUACGGCAUUCCGUGGCUGUUGGUCACUCACUGGUUCAUAAUGAUCACCUACCUCCACCACACCGAUAUGGAGCUCCCACACUAUCGCAACGGUCAAUGGAACUUCCAGCGUGGGGCUGCAGCGACCGUUGACCGCAACUUCCUGGGCUGGCAAGGCCGGUUCUUCCUCCACGAUGUCGCCCACUUUCAUGUCAUUCACCAUUUCUUCCCGAUGAUACCCUUCUACAACGGCGCUGAGGCCACAGAUUAUCUGAAAGCGUUCAUAGGUGAUCAUUACCGGUACUCCGAUAAACCGGUCUUCCAGGCGCUUUGGGAGACCUACAACAAUUGUCAAUUCGUCGAGGACAAGGUCAGCGACAUUCUGUUCUAUCGGGACCGCACAGGGAAAGCGAGGGUCCGACCUGCUAGCCCUUUCCGGGCGGAGACUUCGGAUAGCGACCUUGCCCAACAGACUGGGAACUCCUUUUGA
Fomitopsis serialis is the source of this 1281-nucleotide messenger RNA. Its product is annotated as fatty acid desaturase-domain-containing protein. NCBI's taxonomy places the organism in Eukaryota, Fungi, Basidiomycota, Agaricomycetes, Polyporales, Fomitopsidaceae. The record is from RefSeq and is a predicted model, not a curated record. Gene Ontology annotation, molecular function: oxidoreductase activity. Gene Ontology annotation, biological process: lipid metabolic process. The transcript has 10 exons. The coding region runs from base 1 to 1281 and encodes 426 amino acids.